AGAUGUCACACUUCAUACAAUUUUAAAAUGGCGGCUGUUGGUGUAAGACUUCGCAAGUUACGAAUGGUGUCUGCGAUUAUUUGUGUUCUAGGGCUUAUAUUAUCUUUUUAUGCCUAUUAUGUUGAAAUGGAAAAAGAGCACAACAAGAACUACAAAGCUCUUUGUGACAUUAGCGAUCAUAUGAGCUGUUCUACCGUGUUCACGUCCAAGUAUGGAAGAGGAUUUGGUCUGCUUAGUUAUAUUGUUGGGAGUGACUCACAGUUAAAUAUUCCAAACAGUCUUUUUGGUAUUGUAUUCUACAUACUCCAGAUGGCACUAGGUCAAAGUACUAACCCAUUCCUGACAAAAGUUGAGAUAUCCUCAGCUUUUGUUUCUAACCUAGGAUCCCUGUAUCUGGCUUAUAUCUUAUACUUCAUUCUGCAUGACUUCUGUGUACUGUGUGUUUCUACUUAUGUGGUCAAUGCACUGCUUCUUGCAUGUGCUUGUUACAAACUAGGAAAACUACAAGCAGUCAGACUAAAACAGGAGAAAAAAGAAGAGUGACCCCCCCACCCCCCAAAAAAAUCAUGUAAUUCAUUUUCGUGAAUAUAAGAUUCUGUGUGCUCAUGUAUAUGAAUGGUAACUUUAUUGUGAAAAUGUUUGUGAUUUAUUUUCUGUAAAAGCAUUCAUAUUGUAACAAAGUAUCAAUGUAUUUUCUUAUACACAAUAAAGUGAGAGCAUUCAAAAAAUAUGAGGCAGU
Molecule: messenger RNA, 739 nt
Organism: Limulus polyphemus (Atlantic horseshoe crab)
Lineage: Eukaryota; Metazoa; Arthropoda; Merostomata; Xiphosura; Limulidae
Gene: Vkor
Product: vitamin K epoxide reductase complex subunit 1-like protein 1
Exons: 3
Coding region: 28-543 (171 amino acids)
Biological process (GO): vitamin K metabolic process; peptidyl-glutamic acid carboxylation
Molecular function (GO): vitamin-K-epoxide reductase (warfarin-sensitive) activity
Source: RefSeq, a predicted model, not a curated record